AUGGUCAAUGACUCUCCAGUCAUGUUCAAGUCAAAGCUUCUAAACGAUGUUCCAUUAAGUACUGCCGAAGCUGAGUAUGUGGCACUUUUGCUGUGCAUUCAAGAGAUUUUUCGGACAAAGAGAUUAUUAGUGGAGAUGAAGGUCAAGGAUGACACUUUGGUCGUUGUGCAUAAAGACAACCCGAGUGCGAUUGCUAUUGCGAAGAACGAAGGAUAUCAAAGUGGAGCGAAGCAUACUGAUGUUCGCUAUCAUUUUGUGCGUGAACAAGUCAUGGCCAAGGUCAUUCGACUGGAACAUAUUGGCACAAAGUCACAUCUUUCCCGAUUAUCUCUUACAAAGGCAAUUCCGACCAACGAGUUCCAGUUUCUCGUGGCAAAGACAAACGUCGGAGUAUUUUAG
Messenger RNA from Peronospora matthiolae, 399 nucleotides. Lineage: Eukaryota; Oomycota; Peronosporomycetes; Peronosporales; Peronosporaceae. The record is from the annotation of a GenBank genome assembly.